Molecule: messenger RNA, 1125 nt
Organism: Ostertagia ostertagi
Lineage: Eukaryota; Metazoa; Nematoda; Chromadorea; Rhabditida; Trichostrongylidae
Source: the annotation of a GenBank genome assembly
AUGAAGCAGCAUAUGAACUUUGGCAAGUCCCUCCGGGAAACGUACAUUGACAAAAUGAAAUUUCUCAGUCCAAGAUAUUCAUCUAAAGAGAUCUAUGUUCGUUCGACGGACAGGAAUCGAACGAUAAUAUCAGCUAUGUCGAAUAUUCUCGGCAUGUAUGGUCAAAAGAACAAGAGUGCCAUCGCAGAUCAGGACUAUCCAAGUGAUGAUGGAUGGCCGGAAGGAUUUGUUCCGGUAGCCGUUCACACGGUUGACGACGACACCGACUACGUUCUCAAUCCUGGAGCUCAUUGUGAUCGCCAGAAAAAACUGUGGAAAAUGGCGAAGAAUUCAUCAGAAAUGAAAGCAUUCGUUGCUGGUCUGCUUGCCAAGCUAACUGAACUCUGCGGCCAAGAAGUCCAUAUGGAAAAUUUGUGGAUUAUACGAGACACUUUACUUGUUGAACAAAUACAUGCGAAUGAAACUUUGAGAGCAGUAAACAAGUGGUUCAGUGAUGAUCUAUUCAAUCAGAUGACUGUUAUUAACCAUCAAAUUGAAGCUUAUCAAAAUGGCAUCUUUAACGGCACUUUGAUAAUGAACAACCUUGAUAUCGGAAACGAAAUCCAGAAGAUCCGAGCGGGAUCUAUGAUCAACGACAUCAAUAUGCAUAUGAAUAUUAAACUGCAGUGCAUGAAUAAAACUAGCCGUGGAUGCAAAUGGAUAAAUGGACUCAAGUACUACGUCUACUCAGCGCAUGACACUACACUGGUAGCAUUCUUCUCCGCAAUGGGUAUCCAAAACAAAGUGAUCAGCUCAUCCGGAUAUCCAGAAUACUCAGCAGCAGUGUUAAUCGAGUUAUGGAGGAAUCGCAGCGAUGGCCAGCCAUACUUCAUGAUGAAAUAUCAUCAAAACGAAGUCAACUUCACACUUUAUAAUAUCACUCACUUAAUUGACCCUUGCAAAGGACGACAAUACUGCAGCCUGGAUAUCUUUGGAGCGUUCGCAAAUCGGACAAAACCGGAUCUACCGAUGAGUGAGUGGUGCAAAGUCGAUCCUGGCCUUCCAGUCUCGUGUUCGACGGCGUGGACGCUUACAGUGCUGACCAUUUUCUUCUGUCUUCUGUUCUGCAUGUGGAUUACCAGCUAA